Ailuropoda melanoleuca (giant panda) is the source of this 2066-nucleotide messenger RNA. It is a transcript of the gene KCNK13, whose product is annotated as potassium two pore domain channel subfamily K member 13. NCBI's taxonomy places the organism in Eukaryota, Metazoa, Chordata, Mammalia, Carnivora, Ursidae. Bases 32 to 1264 code for a protein of 410 amino acids. The transcript has 3 exons. The record is from RefSeq and is a predicted model, not a curated record. Gene Ontology annotation, cellular component: plasma membrane. Gene Ontology annotation, biological process: potassium ion transmembrane transport; stabilization of membrane potential. Gene Ontology annotation, molecular function: outward rectifier potassium channel activity; potassium ion leak channel activity.
CCAGCGUACGGUUGCCCCCGGGGGCGCAGCCAUGGCCGGCCGGGGUUGCGGCUGCAGCUGCGGCCCGGGCUACCUGAACGAGGACAACGCGCGCUUCCUGCUGCUCGCCGCGCUCAUCGUGCUCUACCUGCUGGGCGGCGCCGCCGUCUUCUCGGCGCUGGAGCUGGCGCACGAGCGCCAGGCCAAGCAGCGCUGGGAGGAGCGCCUGGCCAACUUCAGCCGCCGCCACAACCUGAGCCGCGACGAGCUGCGCGGCUUCCUUCGCCACUACGAGGAGGCCACCGAGGCCGGCAUCCGCGUGGACAGCGCCCGCCCGCGCUGGGACUUCACCGGCGCCUUCUACUUCGUGGGCACCGUCGUGUCCACCAUAGGGUUUGGGAUGACAACUCCGGCAACAGUAGGAGGGAAAAUCUUCCUGAUCUUUUAUGGCCUCAUUGGCUGUGCAAGCACCAUCUUGUUUUUCAACCUCUUCCUGGAGCGCCUGAUCACUGUCAUCGCCUACAUCAUGAAGUCGUGCCACCAGCGGCAGCUCCAGAGGCGAGGGGCCCUGCCCCAGGAGAGCCUGAAGAACCCGGGCGGGUGCGAGGUGGACAGCUUGGCCGGCUGGAAGCCCUCCGUGUACUACGUGAUGCUGAUCCUGUGCGUGGCCUCCCUCCUCAUCUCCUGCUGCGCGUCGGCCAUGUACACCUCCAUCGAAGGCUGGAGCUACUUUGACUCGCUCUACUUCUGCUUCGUGGCUUUCAGCACCAUUGGCUUCGGGGACCUUGUCAGCAGCCAGAACGCCCAGUAUGACAGCCAAGGCCUCUACCGCCUCGCCAACUUCGCGUUCAUCCUCAUGGGCGUCUGCUGCAUCUACUCCUUGUUCAAUGUCAUCUCCAUCCUCAUCAAACAGUCCGUGAACUGGAUCCUGAGGAAAAUGGACGGGGGGUGCUGCCGACAGUGCCAGAGGAGACUCCUGCGCUCACGGAGGAACGUGGUCAUGCCGGGCAAUGUCCAGAACCGGUGCAACAUCUCCAUAGACACGGACGGGGUGCUGGACAGCGACACGGACGCGCGGCGGCUCUCGGGGGAGAUGAUCUCCAUGAAGGACUUCUUGGCCGCCAACAAGGUCUCGCUGGCUAUCCUCCAGAAGCAGCUGUCGGAGACGGCCAACGGCUGCCCGGCCCAGGCCAGCGCACUGUCCCGGGACAAUGAGUUCUCAGGCGGGGUGGGGGCCUUUGCGAUCAUGAACAACAGGCUGGCGGAGACCAGUGGGGACAGGUAGGAGUGAGGAGCGGACACUGGACGUGGAGACCGGGAGCGUGGACGACGAGGGCCGGGUGGACCCUGCGGCUGUCCCGUUGCCCUCUGCAGGCCCAGCCUUAGGAAGCUCUUCUCCAAUGAACAGCCACCUUCCCGGGCUGCGGGCCAAGGCCUGAGGCCUUUCUCUUCCUCUUUAUUCUCUAAGGUCUGAAUCAGCCUUGAGAAUGAAUCACAAAAGCAGCCCAAGACCUUGCUUGGCUGUUUCUUUACCCAUCGUCCUCCAGGGUUUUAACCGCCUAAGGGAGGGAGGGCUUAAGUAAGCCUCCAUUUCCUGCUGCUCUGUUCUUCAUUUGGAAAUAAAAUAAUAAUAAAAAUCCCAAACGAAGAGGCUCCUCUUCCCCUGGACCCCUGAUUCUGUGAAUCCAGAUUCACUGCCCUUCCCAGCCCUUCAAACAAGCGGGAAGGUUGUUUCAUGCUGUGUCUGGGCCCUGGGCUUCCUUCAGAAGGGAUGUGUCCCCAUGCCGCCAAUAGGGAAGUCACCUGUUCUAGUCUCCGGGUCUUUCUCUGCUGUUUGUUUUUCCUUUCUUUUAUUUUUAAGAUACUAAUGCCGGGCUGAGCUGUCUGUGGGACCUCUGCGUGGUAAGAAAACUAAGUUCAGCUUCAGGAGACACACUUUUGCAAUGAAAGAAUAUAGCUUGAUGUUCUGCCUUCAAAGGGUCACAGAGGCCAUGUCUUUUUUUUUUUUUAACCAGGGCUUGGGGCCCAUUGCAGAGAUAAUGGCUAUUUAUUAGAACUGAAAAUUGAAUAAAUCUUCACUUUAUUAA